Chanos chanos (milkfish) is the source of this 2339-nucleotide messenger RNA. RefSeq names its product dihydropyrimidinase like 3 (gene dpysl3). Bases 1 to 2025 code for a protein of 674 amino acids. Lineage: Eukaryota; Metazoa; Chordata; Actinopteri; Gonorynchiformes; Chanidae. Gene Ontology annotation, biological process: actin crosslink formation. Gene Ontology annotation, molecular function: hydrolase activity, acting on carbon-nitrogen (but not peptide) bonds, in cyclic amides. The transcript has 18 exons. The record is from RefSeq and is a predicted model, not a curated record. Gene Ontology annotation, cellular component: cytosol; cytoplasm.
AUGGCUGAAAGUAAACGCAGUUUGGACAGGGAAGAUGACCUUCCCGUCUACCUGGCACGACCGGGAACGACCGAUCAAGUGCCCCGACAAAAGUACGGUGGCCUGUUUUGCAAUGUUGAGGGAGCAUACGAGAGCAAAACCAUUGAUUUCGACGCUCUGAGUGUUGGUCAGAGAGGGGCUAGAACUCCCCGAACAUCGAUUAAAACUGAUACGUCCACCGAUGCGAGAAGCCCGAAUGUGCAAGCAAGAGAUGUGCCUCCAGACGGUGGGAAGGAAUGCGAGCGCCCUCCCUCGGAUAGAAACAGACAACCCCAAAGCAGAGAUCUGCCAGCAGGGAAGAAUUCUGGUGCAAGCGACAGGCUUCUGAUUAAGGGCGGCAGGAUCGUCAACGAUGACCAGUCUUUUCAUGCAGAUAUAUACAUGGAGGAUGGACUCAUUAAGCAAAUUGGAGACAACCUGAUAGUCCCUGGGGGAGUGAAGAUCAUAGAGGCCAAUGGGAAAAUGGUGAUCCCUGGAGGAAUAGACAUCCACACCCAUUUCCAGAUGCCUUACAGGGGAACCACCACGGUGGAUGACUUUGGACAGGGCUCCAAGGCUGCCCUCGCCGGAGGGACCACGAUGUUCGUGGACCAUGUGGUGCCAGAGCCAGGGAGCAGCCUGUUGGAGGCGUUUGAGCACUGGAGGGAGUGGGCAGAGGAGAAGGCGUGCUGUGACUACUCCCUGCAUGUGGACAUCACCCACUGGAACGACAGCGUCAAACAGGAGGUGGAGUCCCUGAUCAAGGAGAAAGGUGUGAAUUCCUUCCAGGUGUAUCUGGCGUAUAAGGACCUGUAUCAGAUGAGCAACAGCGAGCUUUACGAGAUCUUCACUUUCCUGGGGGAGCAGGGUGCUAUUGCACAGGUCCAUGCUGAGAAUGGAGAGAUCAUUGCUCAGGAGCAGGCUCGUAUGCUGGAGAUGGGUAUCACUGGUCCAGAGGGCCAUGUACUGAGUAGGCCAGAGGAGCUGGAGGCGGAGGCAGUCUUCCGUGCCAUCACCAUAGCCAGUCAGACCAACUGUCCCCUCUACGUGACCAGGGUCAUGAGCAAGAGUGCGGCUGACAUCAUCUCCCAGGCCAGGAAAAAAGGUAAUGUCGUGUUUGGGGAGCCAAUCACGGCCAGCCUUGGAACUGACGGGACUCAUUAUUGGAGUAAGAACUGGGCAAAGGCCGCCUCCUUUGUGACAUCACCACCCCUCAGUCCAGAUCCCACCACUCCUGACUACCUGAACACUCUGUUGGCCAGUGGUGAUCUAAAUGUGACUGGCAGUGCCCACUGUACAUUCAGCGUGGCCCAGAAGGCCAUUGGAAAAGACGACUUCACUCAGAUCCCCGAGGGAGUGAAUGGAGUGGAGGAGAGAAUGUCUCUCAUUUGGGACAAGGCUGUGGUCACUGGAAAGAUGGAUGAGAACAUGUUUGUUGCCGUGACGAGCACCAACGCGGCUAAGAUCCUGAACCUGUACCCGCGUAAAGGCCGGAUCGCCGUGGGGUCGGACAGCGACUUGGUCAUUUGGGACCCAGACUCUGUCAGGACCGUCACUGCCAAGACGCACCACUCGGCUGCUGAGUAUAACGUGUUUGAGGGCUUGGAGCUCCGUGGAGCCCCGAUGCUCGUUAUCUGCCAAGGCAAGAUUGUCUUUGAGGACGGGAAUCUCCACGCCACCUCUGGCACUGGACGUUUCAUUCCCUGCUCCCCAUUCCCGGAUUUCGCCUACAAACGCGUCAAAGCCCGGAAGCAGUUGGCACUUCUGAGGGCAGUGCCCAGGGGAAUGUAUGAUGGUCCCGUGGCUGAAUUCUCACCCAUGUCGCGGGGAGGCACUCCGUCUGCGUCUGCCCGUACCUCUCCCACCAAGACGGCCCCAGUGAGGAACCUCCACCAGUCUGGGUUCAGUCUAGCAGGUACACAAAACCUUAAUCUCUCACACUUGCCAGGUGGACGGCGUAUUGUGGUGCCCCCUGGUGGUCGCUCCAAUAUCACAUCCCUCAGUUAAACGAGGAGAGAGAAAAGAGAUCAAAUAAACAGAUAGGAUUUUGAGAGGGAAGGGUGGUAGUGAAAAGAAAUAAAAUAAAGAAGAAAAAGACAUGUGGAGCACUGAAUUCUCAAGCCUUUUACCUGUACCUUAAUAAUCCCUCAUCCCCUGCUUUAGCUUUCAAUAGUAUAGUAACCCUUCUCCCAGGGACGACCCUACCAAAACAAUCUGCAACGUAAUACUGACCAAAUAAAGAUCAAAACAUUUAUUACUUUUGUACUAUGAGUUAUUUCCAAACAGGGUGUGAAUAAUUAUGGAAAAACUGGAAUGUUUUA